CUCGCUCGCUCGCUCGCUCACAUUCAGGAGUGUUUAGAGGAGAGGGAGCUUGUUUUUCUUCCUUCCCUCCUUUUUUCCUGCGACACUCGUUUUCUCGCUCCACCACAGAGGAAGAAAGUUCAGACGAUGCGACGCUGAGACUCUGAACUCAAAGUGAAAUGCUGCAGCCUCGGCUCCUUCUGUCGUCCCUCUUCAUCGUCUUCUUCUCUCCUCUGCCAGCGCCAGCUGAUGGACAGACAGCCAACGCUGCUGGAGGUGGAGGAGGGGGCGUGGACAGGAUCCAGGUGAUGUUCACGCCGACCAUCUGUAAGAUGCGCUGCAGCCAGGAGCGAUGUGUGAAGUACUGCGAGCGAGGCAACAUGACCACGCUGUACAGCAGCAACGAAGGAGACGCAGCAGCAAGGACAGACGUCUCCCACGGACCGGGCUUCAGAGUCUUCCUCUGUCCUCUGCUCUGUAAGAAUGGAGGCGUCUGCCUGCAGAAGGAUCGCUGCCUCUGCCCGCCAAACUUCACAGGGAAGUUCUGCCAGAUCCCCGUCGCUGCCAACGCCGUAGCCGCGGCCGCCCCGCCCUCCUCCACCAAUGAGAUCGUCAAGCCUGCGCUGCCCUCGACCAAUCAGGAUCUGACCCAAUCCGAGUUCCUCCUACCGUUGGGACUGGACCAGGAGGCGGCGAGGUCUGGAGGUGGAGCCUCCGGUCCGUCCAUGGUGAAGGUGCGAGUGCAGCACCCCCCUGAGGCCAGCGUGAAGAUCCACCAGGUGCUGAAGGUGUCUGGAUUCAGUCCCACCCUGCGGACGCUCUCUUCCUCCUCGUCCUCGGGGUCGGCGGGAGCUCCGGCUCCAGGAGGUGGACCGGUCCAAGCGCAGACGCUCAGAGGGGACGGCACGUACAACCAGCAGGCUGGGUUCAAGUACUGCUUCAGAGAGGUCAAAGACAGACAGUGCAGCUCUCCAUUGCCUGGUCUGAGGAGUUGGGAAAUGUGCUGCAGAGGACUUGGGAAGGCGUGGGGCAUCACCGACUGUGUCCUCUGUCCGGACACAGGUCAAAACAACAGCAGCUGUCCUGUCGGAUUUGAACGAUCCAAUGGGGCUCAGUGUGCCGAUGUUAAUGAGUGCCUCCUGCCUGGGCUGUGUGAGAAUGGGAUCUGUGUGAACACCAGGGGGAGCUAUAGCUGUGUUUGUAGGGCGGGGUUCCUCCUUGAUGCCUCACAUGGAAUCUGCAUCUCCCAGAGUGUGAUAUCAGAAGAGAAGAGUCAGUGUUACCGGGUUCUGGGUUCGGGUCAGGGUCCAUCCUCUUGCUCUCUACCCAUCCUGAGGAACAUCACCAAGCAGAUCUGCUGCUGCAGCCGAGUAGGCAAAGCCUGGGGACCCAACUGCCAGAGAUGUCCGUACUUUGGUUCAGUGGCCUUUAAGGAGAUCUGUCCAGCCGGACCCGGUUAUCACUACUCCGCUUCAGCCCUGCAGUUCAACCAGAGAGUCACCGAGCAGCUCGGGAACCAAGGAGCUUCGCUGGUACCCCACGGAAACCAGGAUAACCAGGGUGCUGGUACUUCCAGUAGCAGCGGAGCCUCCAGGUCUCAGGAUAAGCCCUCUUCCUCUGGUGCGACUGCUGGUGGAGCGAGUACUUCAGGGGUCGGAUCCAGUACAGGAUCAGCUGGUACCCACACUAGACCCAGUCCACCCCAGCCCGUACCACGACCUCAGCCCCAGCCUGUACCCCGGCCUCAGCCCCAGCCUGUACCCCGGCCUCAGCCUCAGCCUGUACCCCGACCUCAGCCCCAGCCUGUACCACGGCCUCAGCCUCAGCCUGUACCCCGACCUCAGCCUCAGCCUGUACCCCGGCCUCAGCCCCAGCCUGUACCCCAGCCUGUACCCCGACCUCAGCCCCAGCCUGUACCACGACCUCAGCCCCAGCCCCAGCCCCAGCUUCCACCUCAACCCCAGCCACGACCCCAGCCUCCGUCUCAGCCUCGACCUCAGCCUCCGUCUCGUCCAGACUCUCCUUCCUCCAGGCCUGUUCACCCGGGAAGCACUGGCACCACAGUCACCCAAGACAAACCCCAGACUACAGGCAGACACGGAACCCAACAGAACCAGCUUGACCUUGCUCCUGCACAUCCAAGACCACAACCUCCGUCCACCGGGACUCAAGCAGCCGGUCGGUCCUCCCCUGUGCCUCCCCGGCCCGAUCCACCACCAGCUAGAGGGGACACUCUCCCAUCUCCGGCCCAGCCGCAGACUCCUGAGCGUGGGUCGAGGCCCAGCAGCAGACCACCUGUGAGCCCGACGACCCGAGUCCAGACAGUGCGAGGUGUGUGUGAGACCAGACCAGGUGUGUGUGGGCGUGGCCGCUGUGUGGAUCAGCCAGGUGGAAGACACAUCUGUGUGUGUGAUCAAGGAUACCAGCCCAACACUCAGCGCACGUACUGCCAAGACGUGAACGAGUGUGCGCAGUCUCCAGGUGUGUGUCCGGUGGGGGAGUGUGUGAACUCGAUGGGCAGCUACAGGUGUGUGUGUCCGUCUGGAUACAGGAGCAGCAGCCAGCAGACCGGUUGUCAAGACAUCGACGAGUGUCAGCAGAAUCCCUGCAGCAACGGUCGCUGUGACAACACGCCGGGCAGCUACAGGUGUGUGUGUCGCCUCGGUUACAGAGUCAGCGGGAACACCUGCACAGAUGUGGACGAGUGCGAGGACCCCCUGCAGUGUCCAGGUCAGGAGUGUAUCAACAGUCAGGGCUCGUACCGCUGCGUCUCCUGUCAGCCUGGAUACAGACUGUCCAACAGGCUCUGCACAGACAUCGACGAGUGCCGCCAGGCGCCCUGCACCAACGCUCGCUGUGAAAACACACCUGGAAGCUACCGCUGUGUCUGUCGCCAUGGUUACAAGCUCCAGAACAACACCUGCACAGAUGUAGACGAGUGUGCGGAGCCGUCUCAGUGUCCCGGUCAGAUGUGUGUGAACACUGUGGGAUCGUACCGCUGCAUGUCGUGUCGACCAGGAUACACACUCGUCAACAGACAGUGUGCAGAUGUGAACGAGUGUGAGGACCGCGAGGUUUGUCGGGGUCAGCAGUGUGUGAACACGGACGGGUCGUACAGCUGUGUGGACUGUGAGCAGGGAUACCAGAGUGUGAACAGAGUGUGUGCAGAUGUGGACGAGUGUGUUCAGCCCUCUCAGUGUCCCGGUCAGCAGUGUGUGAACACUGUGGGUUCAUAUCGGUGUGUGUCGUGUCAGCCCGGAUACAGCAGCCAGGACGGCUCCUGUAAAGAUAUUGAUGAGUGUGCGAGCGCCGGGGCGUGCGAGGCCAAGCGUGUGUGUGUGAACACGGUCGGCUCGUUCAGGUGUGACUGUCGUCCCGGAUACCGAGCGCCGAGUCUGGGGAGGCAGUGCAGAGACAUUAACGAGUGUUUGGAGGGAGAUUUCUGUUUCCCCCGAGGAGAGUGUGUGAACACGGCCGGGUCGUACACGUGUGUGUGUGCUCAGGGGUUCAAACUGAGCCUCAACCAGACAGCCUGCCUCGAUGUGGACGAGUGUGUGAAGCCCGGUGUGUGUGCGGACGGUCGCUGUGUGAACACUGAAGGAUCGUUUCAGUGCCAAUGUCAGACCGGCUUCACCACCAACCCAGAGAGGACCGCCUGCCUCGAUGUCGAUGAGUGCGUCUCGUCCGGCGGCUCAGUCUGCGGCUCGCAGUGCUGCGAGAACACGAUUGGUUCAUACCGCUGUCUCGCUUCCUGCGAGCCGGUCUAUCGGGAGUCGCCUUCCCGCAGCGGUGAGGACGUUGACGAAUGUGCCAACUCGACGAUCUGCGGGGAACACGCCACCUGUCAGAACCUGAUAGGAAGGUACCUGUGCGUGUGCCACCAGGGCUUCACCUCCACCGCCGACGGGAAGGCCUGUGAGGACGAGGAUGAGUGUGUGUCUAUGCCUGGUGUGUGCGGUUCUGCACGUUGUGAGAAUGUUGAGGGUUCGUUCAUGUGUGAGUGUGACCGGCGUGGAGACGAGUUCGACCCGAGCAUCAGGCGGUGUGUCAACACGGCACGACAAGGAGGAGCUCUGGACUCCUCCUCCUCCCACGUCAGUGUGGGGGAGUCACCUCCCGUGAUGCCUCCCCUCCCUGCGGCUCGUCCAGGUGAGCUGAGGGAGUGUUACUACAACCUGGCUGAGCGGGGCACCUGCAGCCUGCUGGCCACCAACACCAGCCAGCAGGAGUGCUGCUGCACGGUGGGGGAGGGCUGGGGGCUGGGCUGCCAGUACCACACCUGCCCCGCCACAUACACAGCCGAGUUUCAGUCUCUGUGUCCCAGCGGGAGAGGAUAUGUCACCACCGGACCAGGAGCCUUCAGCUACACAGAUGUGGAUGAGUGUAAGCGUUUCCAUCCAGAGGUGUGUAAGAACGGAGUGUGUGUCAACAACAUCCCCGGAUACAACUGCUACUGCUCCAGUGGAUACGUCUACAACAGCACGCUGCUGGAGUGUGUCGAUCACGACGAGUGCGAGGAGGAGAGUUGCGUGGGCGGAGUUUGCGUCAACACGGUGGGUUCGUAUUACUGCAGCUGUCAACAUCCUCUGGUCCUCGACGACACGCAACGCAACUGUGUCAACUCGUCUCACCUCACCGUGGGUAAGACGCCUCCACCUCACCUCCACCUUCACUCACCUUCUCCCUCGUUCUUCCCAUUCAUGGUCCCUCCUUCUCUCAGUCCCAGUUUUCCUCAUCUGUUCAUUUAUUCAUUAAUGUCGAUGAGUGCGUCCGUCCGGCGGCCAGUCUGCGGCUCGCAGUGCUGCGAGAACACGAUUGGUUCAUACCGCUGUCUCGCUUCCUGCGAGCCGGUCUCGGGAGCGCCUUCCCGCAGCGGUGAGGACGUUGACGAAUGUGCCAACUCGACGAUCUGCGGAGAACACGCCACCUGUCAGAACCUGAUAGGAAGGUACCUGUGCGUGUGCCACCAGGGCUGCACCUCCACCGCCGACGGGAAGGCCUGUGAGGGAGGAGCUCUGGACUCCUCCUCCUCCCACUUCAGUGUGGGGGAGUCACCUCCCGUGAUGCCUCCCCUCCCUGCGGCUCGUCCAGGUGAGCUGAGGGAGUGUUACUACAACCUGGCUGAGCGGGGCACCUGCAGCCUGCUGGCCACCAACACAGCCAGCAGGAGUGCGCGCACGGUGGGGGAGGGCUGGGGGCUGGGCUGCCAGUACCACACCUGCCCGCCACAUACACAGCCGAGUUUCAGUCUCUGUGUCCCAGCGGGAGAGGAUAUGUCACCACCGGACCAGGAGCCUUCAGCUACACAGAGGUGUGUAAAGAACGGAGUGUGUGUCAACAACAUCCCCGGAUACAACGGCUACUGCUCCAGUGGAUACUCUAACAACAGCAGUGCUGGAGUGUGUCGUACAUCACGACGAGUGCGAGGAGGAGGUUGCGUGGGCGGAGUUUGCGUCAACACGGUGGGUUCGUAUUACUGCAGCUGUCAACACCCUCUGGUCCUCGACGACACGCAACGCAACUGUGUCAACUCGUCUCACCUCACCGUGGAUGAGAACAUGUCCCUCUGCUGGCAGCACAUCACCGCAGACCUGGUCUGUCAGAGUCCUCUGGUGGGACCUCGGUUCACCUUCAUGGACUGCUGCUGCCUGUACGGGGAGGGCUGGGGGUUGCAGUGUGCCCUCUGUCCGUCCACCGACUCCGACGACUACGCCACUCUGUGCAGCUCAUUUCUUCGUCCUGCGUAUCCGGGGACUUUUCCGGACUCUUCUGCAUCUGGACGAGGAGGAGGAGGAGUAGUAGGAGGAGGAGGAGGAGGAGGAGGAGAUGAGAGCAUGUCCGUCUGCUGGCAGCACAUCACCGCAGACCUGGUCUGUCAGAGUCCUCUGGCAGGACCUCAGUUCACCUUCAUGGACUGCUGCUGCAUGCACGGGGAGGGCUGGGGGCUGCAGUGCCUCCUCUGUCCGUCCGCCGACUCCGACGACUACGCCACUCUGUGCAGCUCAGGAGGUCCUCCAUACUUCCCUCCCUACACUUCGGAGUCCUUCCCUGACGAUUACUCUCCAGCAGGAGACGACAGGUCCGGCUUCAGAGGGAGGGGCCCAGUCACCUUCAGCCUGCCGGACGCCUCCCCUCCCAGGUCUCCGUCCUUCCGCCUCCCUCCAGACCCCCGGGCUGAGAGGGCGUUCGGAGCCCGGCCUCUUCCUCCAUCACGGCCUUACGAUGGUCCUCUCACCCUGCCCGGCGCUCCUUACCUGGACCAGGAGGAAGAGGAAGAGGAGGAAGUGGCGUUCAGGCCGGGUCCGCCCUUCCCUCCGUUCACUGAGAGGAGCAGAGGUGGAGGUGGAGGAGCACCGAGGAGGGUGUAUGAGAGGCGCUACGAGUCCUACGCCGGCCUGAGCACAGCAGAGGAUUGUGGGAUACUGCACGGCUGUGAGAAUGGAAGGUGUAUUCGUGUCGCCGAGGGUUACACCUGUGACUGUUACCAAGGAUACGGACUGGACAUGACCUCCAUGACGUGUAUAGAUAAAAACGAGUGUGAGGACGGCGUCGGUGUGGAGUACCCGUGUGUGAACGCUCGCUGCGUGAACACCGAAGGCUCGUUCCGCUGCGUCUGCAGGAGAGGAUACGUGAUGUCACGCAGACCGAACCAUUGUGUGGCUGCGUAGACCGGACCAGGACCGGACCGGAUGGACUGAGAACUGGUCUAGACAAUUAAAACUACACAAUGACAGACUGGGCUAGACUAGAUUCGACUGGUUUGGGACCAGAUUUGACAAACUAGAUUUAAAGGUUAAACCAACGAAAGAGCAACUUUACAAAGAGAUUUCUGAAUUCAUGUUGGGGGUUCAUGUGAUGUCUCAUGUAGUUUUGGGGGGGCAGGGAGUCUCAGAGAUCUGGACUAAACUGCUGGAUUUUCUCUGGAAAAAGGAAAAUAACUUUUUCAGGAUCAGUUUUCUGUACACGUAAUUUACCAGCGUCUUCACAUGACGGAUUAUAAAGAUAUUACAGUCAACGCUCAUAUUUUUCUAAAGAGGAUAUUUGUGGAACCUUAAUUCAUGAUUGCAUAAAUUAAUUUAAGACAUCGUUAUAACGCUCAUAACGGAGAGCUGCAGGAAUGAGUCCUUGUAAAUAACUGAGCGUGCCUGCACGGCUACUAUUUACUGUUCCCCAUACACACCUGUUCUUUCUCUCUCUGCCCAGGUCACAUUUUUUAACUUCA
This is a messenger RNA of Larimichthys crocea (large yellow croaker), 7201 nucleotides long. RefSeq names its product latent transforming growth factor beta binding protein 4 (gene ltbp4). NCBI's taxonomy places the organism in Eukaryota, Metazoa, Chordata, Actinopteri, Sciaenidae. Bases 159 to 6647 code for a protein of 2162 amino acids. The transcript is spliced from 42 exons. The record is from RefSeq and is a predicted model, not a curated record. Gene Ontology annotation, molecular function: calcium ion binding.